Molecule: messenger RNA, 1827 nt
Organism: Oryzias melastigma (Indian medaka)
Lineage: Eukaryota; Metazoa; Chordata; Actinopteri; Beloniformes; Adrianichthyidae
Product: gastrula zinc finger protein XlCGF8.2DB-like
Exons: 2
Coding region: 277-1353 (358 amino acids)
Biological process (GO): regulation of transcription by RNA polymerase II
Molecular function (GO): RNA polymerase II cis-regulatory region sequence-specific DNA binding; DNA-binding transcription factor activity, RNA polymerase II-specific
Source: RefSeq, a predicted model, not a curated record
CAGCGCAGACUGCUGGAUAUCUGCUGGAAACCACAGCUUCAGCUCCACCACAUAGUCCUCCCCCAGCAUUUGUUGAUAGAAGAUGAAGAUCUCUGCAACCAGCAGAGGAACUUCAGAGUGGAAGAGAAUGAUUCAGAGCCUACAUAGACAAAAGAGGAACUGGGGGAACCAGAACUUCAACAGAUAGAAGAGGAGCAGGAAGAACAACAACCUCAACAGACUGAGGAGAACCAGGAGGAACCACAAACUAUACAGAUUAAGGAAAGUUAUACCUUGAUGGAGAUUUCUACUUUUAAGGGACACGUUUUUACAGAAUCAGAUGGAAACAAUCAGCAGAGCUUUGAUGGAACUGAUGGUCAGGAUGAAGAAGGAAACCAACAUGAAGAAUCAACAUCAACUCCAGAUGAAGAGACAGAGCCACAGAGCAGAGAUCAGAGGAAGAGAAGAGACAGAAGUCAUGUCCAAAGUGUGGUCAGCUCUCACAUGUCAGAAGGUCAGUGUGACUCUGAUGUUAGAAAAACGUUCAAGAAAGCAACUUUGGUUAAGAAAACCAAACAGUCCCAAAAAGAAAAGAGACUUUCACAAGUAAAGUCUGGUAAAGGAACAAGAACUGCUCAUAAUAUGUCUGCCCACAUGAAAAAUAAGUCUGAUGAAGGACCAUAUGUCUGUAAAGAAUGUGGUAAAAAUGUUGGCUCCUGGUUAAAAUUUAGAAUUCACAUUACAACUCACAGAAAAGAGAAAACUUUUACGUGUAAAGAAUGUAAUAAAAGUUUUAGCCUUUUAUCUUAUCUCAAAACACACAUGAGAACUCACAGGGGAGAGAAGCUUUUUAAGUGUAAAGAAUGUGACAGAAGUUUUAGUAAAAUAUCUAAUCUCAUAUCACACAUACGAACUCAUACAGGAGAGAAGCCUUUUACAUGUAAAGAAUGUGACAAAAGUUUUAGUCAAAUAUCCAAUCUCAAUAAACACAUGAUCAUUCAUACAGGAGAGAAGCCUUUUAAGUGUAAAGAAUGUGAAAGAAGCUUUGGUCAAAUUUAUACUCUCAAAACACACAUGAGAACUCAUACAGGAGAGAAGCCUUUUACAUGUAAAGAAUGUGAUAGAAGUUUUAGUCAUAUAUCUAAUCUCAUAUCACACAUGGGAACUCAUACAGGAGAGAAGCCUUUUUCGUGUAAAGAAUGUGACAGAAGUUUUAGUCGAAAAUCUAAUCUCAAAAUGCACAUAAGAACUCAUACAGGAGAGAAGCCUUUUACGUGUAAAGAAUGUAACAGAAGUUUUAGUAACAUGAAUAGUCUCAAAAGACACAUGAGAACUCAUUCAGGAGAGAAGCCUUUUUCUAGACAAAAAUUGUAAUUUGCAAUGAAAUAAAAUUUGAAACUUAAAAAAACAGGAAAAUUUACAGUAGGCUUCAGGAAGAGAAGAAAGUAAGUUUAUAUAGGAAAAUUGAAAUAUUUUUGAAAAUUUUGUAUUCCUUUUUUAAAAGAAAGAAUUAGUGCACAAAGAUUUUAAAUAUGUAACCCAUUUUUUGGUGAUGUUAUUUAAGAGGUAAUGAAAACCCCAGGUUUUUCUUCUCAGAAAAUUAGAAUAUAAAAUGUGAAUAAAUAUUAAAAACUCCAGAGGGCCCACGCUAAUCUGCUAAAUAUGAGUACAUGAAUUGGUGAAUACUGAAAAGCGAAUAAGCAGGGGAACACUGUAACUCAUUUGAAUUUUUAGAUUUAGAUUUAUUUAAAACAUGUAAAGAAAAAAAUACAAAGCAUAAAACAGUAAAAAAAAUCUCCAUUUGUAAAGAAAAAGUCACAAACUAACUUCAAUAGGGCUGGGAAUCAC